This is a messenger RNA of Magallana angulata, 879 nucleotides long. RefSeq lists its product as uncharacterized. Bases 1 to 879 code for a protein of 292 amino acids. Gene Ontology annotation, biological process: proteolysis. The transcript has a single exon. Gene Ontology annotation, molecular function: aspartic-type endopeptidase activity. The record is from RefSeq and is a predicted model, not a curated record. NCBI's taxonomy places the organism in Eukaryota, Metazoa, Mollusca, Bivalvia, Ostreida, Ostreidae.
AUGUAUGCCGUUGUCUGCAUAGGCGGAACUGAGAUAAAAAUGUUGGUAGAUACAGGAGCAACUGUUACUUUGCUUUCGGAGAGAGCUUACGACAAAGUUCAACAAUCAAAUGGCACCUCUGCUAUAGACAAAGUAAAGCAAGCUUUUAUGACCGCUGAAGGCAGAUCUUUGAAGGUGUUCGGAAAGUUUGUGGCCAAUAUUCAAUUGGGUGAUAGGGAAUAUCUUUCACAAAUAGUAAUAUCAGACAUUACUGUAGAUGGAAUCAUUGGCUUAGAUUUCAUGACUGAACAUAAAUGUUCGUUAGAUAUACCUAACAAGGUAUUAUGCAUCGGCGGAGAGAAACACUCGUUGUUGCUCGAAGGUACGCUAGGAUGUUACAGAGUUGUUGCUUUAGAAUCGUUCGUUGUUCCAGCUAGAAGUGUAAUCAUCACAACUUGUGAUGUGUGCGUGCCAGAUGGGUUAAACUUUUCCAGUGGUUUGGGGAUCGUAGAGCCAAAGGACUGUUUGAUAGCGACUAAUAGAAGUCUGGUGGGGAGGACUUUAGUAAACAAUGAAACUAGAGUACCUGUUCGGUUUAUGAAAAAAGUGUUAGAGACAACAAAAGCGACCGACCACCAAAUGACUUGGUCAAGGGAACUUGAAACUCUGAGUGAAGUCACGAAAUAUAGGUUGAAUCAAGAGCAAAGAAAGGCAGUGGAUAAGCUUGUUGAGAACUAUGCCUUUUUGUUUGCUAGUUCAGAUAACGAUCUCGGGAGAACAAACAUAGUCAAACAUAAAACUAACACUGGAGAUGCUCGUCCUAUAAAGCAACCACCAAGGCGACUGUCAGUCCACAUGAGGGAAGAGGCAGAUAAAUUAGUAGAAGAUAUGCUACGGUGA